GACUUGCAAUGUUUACAAAUGGAGGUCGCAUGGGGGGAAAUUUCACUUUCGACUUGUUUUGAGAAUGAUAAAUGACGAAAGAUUUUACUAUGAAGGCUUUCAAAGUUACUGGUGUUAACAAAAGGAAGAGAGUAGGAAUAGCCGUUAAGGAUUUGAACGAAUUGAAAUUAAAAGGUUGCGAAAAACUACAGAUUCCAACACAAGAAGUGACAGUUUGUCUAGAAGAAGAUGGCACAGAAGUUGAAGACAACAAGUACCUGUGGAGUCUUCCCUCACAGACCGUUCUAAUGAUUUUAUGUAAAGGAGAAAAAUGGGAGGGAGGUGCCUCCAUGCUACUUAGAAGUAUAAGUAGAAUUGAGGAAAACAUCUGUUCAAGAAAAGAAAACAUCUACACAUGUAUCCACAAGGAACUUUUGGAUGGAGACAUCAACAAACAGACUGCAGUUGGAUUGGCAGAGUUUGUGAAGAAUAUAAAAAUGAAUAUAAAAUCUAGUACAAGGGAAGAGGAUCCAGAUUGGUUUGAAGGGUUAUCAUCUAAAUGCAGGGCAAAAGAAGAACAUUUGAGAUACAGUGCAAAAGCCAGAAUCAGGGGGUACUUGGACAAGGCCAAAGAACAUUUCAAUGCUCAAAAGAUACCUGAAAAUACAAAACUCAAAUUAGAACAAGUCAUGGACAGUUUCAAAGAACAGCUUAAACUUAACAGUUACCAUGGACAUUAUUUUGUGAGAUCUCAUUCAGUUGACAAGGAAAGAAUGUGUGACAGGGAUGGAUGGUUCAGCUGUGAGGGACUUUACAAUGAGGAGACAUGCAAACAUUAUCAUUCUAUUAACCCAUACGGGUCCAAGGAAAGCAGGAUUUUGUUCAGCACAUGGAAUCUAGAUCAUGUUAUUGAAAAGUCCAGAGAAGUGUUACCAUGUCUUGUGGAAGCCGCCAAGAACAUUCCUAGGGGCAGGAAAAUAAAUGUUCAAUACUUUUACGACCUCCUCUUUACAAGGAUGAAUCUUAAACUUGUCCAUAUUGCCUGCCAUGAUAAAAGGGAACAUGCGACAAGAUGCGACCGUAGAAAAAUUUACUCCUGACCUAGAUAUUUUACUUUAAUUAAAAAAUAAAAAUCAUCUUUUUACCAUUUACAAAGGUAGAAAUAAGUUAUUCUAACANUUGACAGCUUUGCUGCCUUGUUUUUCAAUUUGUUUGAAUUGAAUUGAAUUGGCAUGAAGGAUGGAGACAAAGAAAGUAUAACACUAAAAUAAAUGUUUUUCACAGACAGAAAAAGCAUUUCAGAUGUAAUGUUUUAAAUGUUAACAAUGUAUUUUCCUCUCUCAAAUAUUCUUUUUACUGGUCAGAGUAGUAUUCUGAUAGUUCACUUACAAGAAUAUGAUUUUAAAUGAAAGAUAAAAAGCCACAAAUUUGUACUUUUUAUUGUAGUUAACUGGCAUACAUUAUGUUCAAAGUGCCACUUAUUGUCUUUUUAUCAAGUCAUUUAUAUUUUUCAUGUGCUUUUUUAGCCCUGGUUGAAGUAGGAAGACAACUUGAAAUUGUGUUCAUGUACUUAUGUACAUUUAUUAAAAUUUUAUAAUACAAGGUGUAUAAUAUCCAGUUUUAUUUUUUUAAUCUGUGCUACAUUUCAAGGACAUAAUUGAAGUCUUUUUCAUAUCAUGGGAACAAUAUUAUUUAAAUGACCAAAUGACUCUGGCAUAACAGGUUUAGGACCAAGAUUGAAUUGACUUAGUUACCAUGAUGCACUCUGG
This is a messenger RNA of Lingula anatina, 1748 nucleotides long. RefSeq names its product DNA fragmentation factor subunit beta. NCBI's taxonomy places the organism in Eukaryota, Metazoa, Brachiopoda, Lingulata, Lingulida, Lingulidae. Gene Ontology annotation, cellular component: nucleus; cytoplasm. Gene Ontology annotation, molecular function: DNA endonuclease activity. The record is from RefSeq and is a predicted model, not a curated record. Gene Ontology annotation, biological process: apoptotic process; apoptotic DNA fragmentation.